GUGGGACGAUUAAGUCGGGGCGAAACUCAAAGUAGAAGCUGCUAAAAAAGCAUUUGGACACCAUCUGAUUUGCGACAGAAUGAGGCCAGACCGGGAUGACGGACAUCUGCGAAGGCCGUGGUGCCCGACAAGGAGGGUGGCUUUGAGAGGCUUUUAGACAGGCAGACACAUGCUUCCAGAGCCAACUUUCACGCCGAUGCUGCAGAAUGACACGGUGCAAGGGGUCGUGGACGUCUACUGUAGGGCCAAGUUUGAUACUGGACGUACUCGGGUAAUUGUGAUAUGGCCCAUCAAGCGUUUCCAACGUCAUGGUAGACCCGCACCAAACAGAUGGACGUGCUCGGGUUCGACAAUGUUUCACCACCGGAAGCUGCGCACAAACCAGCCGCAGGUCUAUGGCAAACAGGGAUUGGCAAUUUUCAAGGAUGAUCCCAAGGAGUAUGGACGGAUAUCUGCGACACGUUCUGCAAUGGUCUUGGCGAUCGAUUUUCUAAUCUGUAACUCGGGUGGAUGGAUGUUGACGUUUGCAACCGAUCCCAGAGACGUUGCGCCGACCACACCCGAACCAAACCUGGUUUCGCAGUCCAGAUUGAGUUGUUCUUUUGAAAUAGACAUAGUAGGCGGUACUGGGGCGGGAGACGAGAUUACGUUCAUUUAAAUCCAAGAUAGCAAGUGUCAGGGCGGAUUAUCUCGGUUCGAUUUGACGAGCUCGAAAUUAAUGCUUAACGGCUCCCGACCAAGGAUUUGAACCAAGGAGGCGCAAAACAAACCGGGUCCAACAUUGGCUUGACAUCCGAUAGCCGUCGCCG
This is a messenger RNA of Colletotrichum navitas, 809 nucleotides long. RefSeq lists its product as uncharacterized. The transcript is spliced from 2 exons. Lineage: Eukaryota; Fungi; Ascomycota; Sordariomycetes; Glomerellales; Glomerellaceae. The record is from RefSeq and is a predicted model, not a curated record. Bases 170 to 658 code for a protein of 162 amino acids.